AUGGAUAAGAAGCCGAUCGUUGUGAAAGACUGCUCAAGUCACGACGCUGUGCACUUCGUGUUGCAUUGGACAAUUCGGGAUUUUACACUGUACAAAGGUACCCAGAAGUGGAUUAACAGUCCAGGCAUCACGUUACUGGAACUGGGUGUCAAGAGCUUUACAGGGCGCUUUCGGAUCUCUGUCAAUCCCUGCGUUAAAGCCGACAACAAUAGUCAGUAUGUGGGAGUUUAUCUGAAACUGACGGACGCUGAAGAGAAUUCCACCGCUUACAACGGCCCAGCCAAGGUGUAUGUGGCUUCCAGAAUAAGUGGAACCACUGGCAAUGCCAUGGAUGUAGAGAUUAACCAACCAGUAAAAACACCACUACGCUACUUGUAUUCACCCGGAAGCAGCUCGGGAUGGGAGACGUUUGUUAGUUACGCUCAGCUGUUUGGCACUGCCACUGAGCCUGGUCUGCUUAAAGACGACGUGGUUGCCUUCAAAAUUGAAGCGACCAUGUACGGCAGCGGCACCGCCGAGGUACCGGAAGUGAAAAACGUUCGCCUGUCCAAAAUCGAACCUCCAGCCACGCUCUGCUAUCAAGACUUCCGUCGUCGCCAGAUGGAGAUGUAUCGUGCGGAAAUACAACUGUUCUGCGACUUUCUGUUGCGAUCCAGUGACGGUCGGGAAUUUCGCGUUCAUCGUUUUCUGUUAGCGGCGCAUUCGCCGGUCUUUUUGGCCAUGUUGACGCAUGAUUCCCAGGAGAAACAGCAGUCGCACUGCGAAGUGACGGAUUUGGAUGGAGAGUGUGUGGAGAUCCUGGUGGAUUAUCUGUAUGGAUGUGAGACGAAUAAACUGAAUGCGGAUAAUGUGGAGAAGGCGUUGAUCAUGGCCGAUAAGUACCAGAUUAUGGAUCUGCGCUCCGUUUGCGAGGGAAUGAUCGCGGAGAGUGUUACCGUGGAAAACGCUGUGGACCGCCUCAUCAUGGCCCGACAGCGUGGGCUGGAUGUUUUAAAGGACACGGCGUUGCGGAUUAUGGCGCAGAAUAAGCUAGUGGUUCUGAAGGAUAAAGUUCUGAAAGCUGCUAUCCAGUCGGAUCCGGACCUGCUGGAAAUCAUCAUGGAAUACUGUGCCACAUAA
Molecule: messenger RNA, 1119 nt
Organism: Paramacrobiotus metropolitanus
Lineage: Eukaryota; Metazoa; Tardigrada; Eutardigrada; Parachela; Macrobiotidae
Product: speckle-type POZ protein-like
Exons: 2
Coding region: 1-1119 (372 amino acids)
Biological process (GO): regulation of proteolysis; proteasome-mediated ubiquitin-dependent protein catabolic process
Cellular component (GO): cytoplasm
Molecular function (GO): ubiquitin protein ligase binding
Source: RefSeq, a predicted model, not a curated record